Messenger RNA from Dentiscutata erythropus, 163 nucleotides. Lineage: Eukaryota; Fungi; Glomeromycota; Glomeromycetes; Diversisporales; Gigasporaceae. The record is from the annotation of a GenBank genome assembly.
AUGGCAACCACAGUUUCAGGAAUAGCAGAAUUAUGCAAAGUACAUGAUGUGGAUAUUUUAGAAACCAUGAUUAAAUCAGAAGUACAUAAGAAAGUGGUGUGUUCGCUUGAUCAACAACUUCCAACUUGGUGUAAUCAGAUUGAUACAGUAUAUGUGGUUAAUG